This is a messenger RNA of Polistes dominula (European paper wasp), 1572 nucleotides long. RefSeq names its product GTP-binding protein 10 homolog. Lineage: Eukaryota; Metazoa; Arthropoda; Insecta; Hymenoptera; Vespidae. Gene Ontology annotation, molecular function: magnesium ion binding; GTPase activity; GTP binding. The record is from RefSeq and is a predicted model, not a curated record. Gene Ontology annotation, cellular component: mitochondrion.
AAAUUAUCUAUAUACUUAAUACUAACAAUAAGAGAAGAAAUAAACAUAACAUAUAUUCGAUUCUCGAUAACUAUUACCUAACUACAUAUUAUAGUUAUAAUCGAUUCUAAAUAACUUCGUUACACUUCACGUGCAUGUGUGUUUAUAUGGUAGCUAGUUAGUGGAUUGUUUACACAACUGAAAGUGAUUGAUAUGUUAUAAAAUAAUUUAUAACAAAGAGAUGCAAUGUUUUAAUAUAAAAUAUUAUUGUUUUGAUAAAAUAUUUACAAUAAAAUAAUAUUAAUAUUCGGUAAUAGUAACAGUGACAAAAUGGUAUUUCUUACAAAUAUUUUAGGUUAUGCCUUUAAAGUACCUAGAAAACGUUUACGAGAAGGAUUCAUAGAUUCUUUGCGCCUUACUGUAAGAGCAGGUGCUGGAGGAUCUGGUUUACCUCGGUAUGGUGGUAAAGGUGGUUCAGGUGGAGACGUUUAUGUUUUAUCAAAAGAUGAAUUAACGUUAAGGGAUGUUAAGAAGAAAUGGAAAAAAAUUAAAAUACAUGCUCAGCCAGGAGGCAACAGUACUUCAAAAGGAAUUUUAGGAAAACCUGGUACUGAUAUAACUAUUGACAUUCCUUGCGGUGUAACUGUCUUAGAUGAUAACGGUUUAAAAUUAGGAGAUUUGAAUAAAGCAGAUACAAAGUUAUUAGUGGCAAAGGGUGGUCUGGGCGGUUGUAAAGAAACAGGAUUUUGUGGUCAGAAAGGACAAAGUAGAACGAUAAUACUCGAUCUUAAACUGAUCGCUGAUGUGGGUUUAGUUGGAUUUCCCAAUGCUGGAAAAAGUACAUUUUUACGAGCUGUGUCUAAAGCACGGCCAAAAAUUGCAAAUUAUCCAUUUACUACUUUAAAACCGCAACUAGGUACUAUGAUGUACAAAGAUCAUAGACAAAUACCAGUUGCUGAUUUACCAGGUUUAAUUGAAGGAGCACAUGCCAAUAUUGGAAUGGGUCACAAAUUUUUAAAACACGUAGAAAGAACAAAAUUACUUCUGUUUAUUGUAGAUAUUCAAGGUUUCCAAUUAUCCGUUCAUGAUUCUCAUAGAACCUGUUUAGAAACAAUUAUUUUACUAAACAAAGAAAUAGAACUUUACAAACCAGAUUUAUUACAUACACCUUCCAUGCUUAUAAUAAAUAAGAUGGAUACAAAUAAUUCUGAACGAAUUUAUGCUGAUAUGAAAGAUAAAUUGGAAGAUUUACCAAACACUGUGGCAGAAUAUCCAGAAGAAAUAAGACCCGAUCACGUUAUAGAAUUUGAUGAUAUUGUGACUGCAUCGUUAGCUCUAAAAAAAGAAAAUGAAAUAGAAAUGAUUAAAGACAAAAUACGAAAUAUAUUAGAUAUUAAUGAAGAAAAGAAAUUAAUAUCAAGGACAGAAAUUAUAUCUGAUUCUGAAUUACAUGAGAAACUAAAGGAAGAAGUGAGACAAAGUGGUCCUACGCUAGUUUAAAUUUAUCUACAACAAAAUUUUAUAAAUUAAUAGAAAACAGUUUUAAAUCCGACUAAAGUAAUUUAUGUAUAUUAAAUGUAUAUACAAUACAUA